Molecule: messenger RNA, 966 nt
Organism: Seminavis robusta
Lineage: Eukaryota; Bacillariophyta; Bacillariophyceae; Naviculales; Naviculaceae
Source: the annotation of a GenBank genome assembly
AUGGGCCGUUCAUGGAAGGUAUUAUGUCAACUGCUACUCUGCAGUAGCGUUGCUCUGGCGUUUUGUCCUUCACUUUUAUCUGGCAGUGGCAGUGGCAGGAAUGUGGCCCCAUCGAUUGCGCAGGAGCCAUCGCCGUCCUUGGUAACUCUUAGUGCCAAAAAAAAGAAGAGGCGUCGUCGCAAGGACGCUGCUCCUGCCGAUCCAGUUGUGGAUCCUGCACCUGUACAAGAAAAGUCCCCACCGCCAACACAAAUUCCUGAUCCCGUCAUUGAAAAACAGGUGGAUUCUGCUCCCUCCGCCGAUAUCAACAGUGAGAUUGCUCAGCUUCAAGAUGUCGCCAAUUUUGAGUUUGAGCAGGAUGGAAUGAUUACCCCUCUCGGUGGUGAAACCCAACCUGCCGGAAACGCCCCUGUUGAGGGCUCUGGGGCCAUUCCCCUUCCUGACAUUAAAGAAACUCUCAAGAGAAAAGAAAUGGAGGAAAAGGCCAGACAAGUGGAAGAAAGCUUGAAAGAAAAGCGUAGAAUCAAACGAAGCGACAAAGAAGCCUUUACAAGGCUACUGGAACAACAACCAUAUGCCGAUGCUGAUGAUAGCUUCUUUGAAAAAGAAGAGUACACGACUGUGAGCGCAUUGCUUAGCGAAGGAUCUAAACCUUUUCUUGGAAUUCCAUCCGGUCCACUCCAGGUUGGACACUUCAUCGGAUCGCUUGGAAUCAUUUUGAUGGCCUUCGUCGAAUAUCCUGGGUUCCCACUCACAAAUCUACCAACACCGUUGCGAGAUUUCCUGCAAGGAGGCUUAGCGGUUACUUACACCAUCAAUGCAAUCUUGGCAGUAUUGGCAGUUUUCAAAGCUGGAGAAAGGGGACAGCCAAUCCCUCUUUGGGUAGUCAAAACUUUGUCCGUAGGAGGACUAGCAUACGAUCAAUUGACUCAACUCCCUUUGGAAGAGGGCAAGAGUAAACGCUAA